AUGGCGCCGAGAGGCGGCGGCGCGCCGAAUGAGGCGGCGCGCGGCGCUGCCGGCGGAGUAAUACGCGCAGGACGGGAGCAGCGGCGGUGGAAGGACAGGCGGCGUAAAUGUGGGCGAGGCGGCUGGCAGGCGGCGGGGCGGCGGAAUGCCCGGACGGGCGACCACCGCGCACGGGGCUCCGACGAGCCGGAAUUGACUACGACGGCGAGGCACCGCGGAGUUACGGUGGGGAGGGCAAAGGAAAUGGAACGGGGACGCCGUUGGCUGGGGAUGCAUGCAGCUGCUGCAAUGUGGUGCACAGGGGAUGGAGGGGGAGUGGUGGCCUGGCGCAGGGGGCGGCGGGCGGCGGCCGCCGCGGCUUGGACGCGGCGGGCGCUCGGCCCUCCAUGCUGCGGCAGGCGGGCGCACGAACGGCGCCCGUGCGGGCGGCUGCUGGCGGCGGGCGCGCGCGUGGCGCGGCGGGACGCGCCUGCUGGCUGGACGCCCGUGGCAGUACGCGGACGCCAGCGCCUCACGUGGAGGCGCUGGAUGCGGCUGCUGCGAGGCCGCGCCGACGCCCAGCAGAUUGUUUACUGUUUUCUUCAAAGACUGGGGACAGCAGGUUCUAUGUCAUUUCGGAUUGAAAAUACAGAGAUGCAAAUGACGCCUUCAAAUCUUCAAUCGUGUAAAACUGCAGAUAUCUUAGGGAUGAUAGCAGUUUUUGGGUCCACUAGAGUGCUGAAGAAAAUUGUGCGUUCUGGAGUAGACGUCAAUGCUGCAUUGAGCAACGGGAGAACGCCGUUGUACCUGACAGCUCUUUUCGGCCACAUGAACCUUGUCAUCGAACUCCUCUCUCUGGGAGCAGACGUCGAUUCGAAGACCCCCGACGGGGAAUCGGCCCUCCAUGCAGCGGUAAGAGGCGGACACGUCCACAUUGUGGAAUUGCUGUUGAAAAGCGGAAAUAUUCAAUCUAGGAACGACAAUGGGUGCACGCUUCUUCACUUUGCUGUUGCGUUCGAUCACGCGAAAGUAGUACAACUUCUUUUGGAUGAGAAGGCCUCUCUUAAUGCCCAGGAUAAAGUAGGUUGCGAGCCUAUUCACGUAGCAGCUCUUAAGGGUCACAAAAAAGUCACUGAGAUCCUUUUAGCUGCCGGGGCGAACAUUGAAGCUAAAACGAAGCGGAAUGAAACACCUCUUCACUGUGCAGCAUACGAAGGCCAAGAGGAAUUGACGAAUCUCCUCUUGUCUCGAGGAGCGGAUAUUCACGCAAGACAGUGCAGUGGGGAUCAGGCUAUACACAUUGCGGCAUUUAGGGGACACAAACACAUCGUAGAGAUCCUUUUGACUCGAGGAGCGGCUCUGGAGGGCGUCAACAUCGUUGGCAUGACUCCCCUACAUUGCGCAAUUCAAUUAUCGAACGAGAAAAUGGUAAAGUACCUCCUGUCUCAAAAAGCAAAUUUGAACGCGAGAGCCAAGUACGGUGAACUACCUAUACAUAUGGCAGCGUAUAAAGGGUGCAUAGCCAUUGUAGAUUCCCUUCUGUCUGCUGGGGAAGACAUUGAGUCCGUGAACGACUUUCUGUGGACUCCGCUGCAUUGUGCUGUUCGUGGAAACCUCGCGGAAAUGGUGGAGUUCCUUCUGACACGCGGCGCGAACAUCGAAGCACGAAACGAGAAAGGAGAUCAGCCUCUGCACUUGGCAGCCGCAGGGGGGCAUGCGGGGGUGGUGAAGCUUCUGCUGUCCGCCGGGGCGGCCGUGGACUCUGAGAACGGUUGGGGCGCGACGCCCGUUGCCGCCGCGGCGUGUGCGCGCGCCGUGGCGUUGGACGGGGGAGAGCGCCUCGCGGAGGUCGUCGACGUGCUUGUGCGCGCGGGGGCGCGCGCGCGCCUUCCUCGGCGCUGGGGAGAGCGCGCAGAGUGUCGCAUGCAAAGUUCAAACAAAAAUUAA
This is a messenger RNA of Gryllus bimaculatus (two-spotted cricket), 1926 nucleotides long. NCBI's taxonomy places the organism in Eukaryota, Metazoa, Arthropoda, Insecta, Orthoptera, Gryllidae. The record is from the annotation of a GenBank genome assembly.